Chelonus insularis is the source of this 4654-nucleotide messenger RNA. RefSeq lists its product as uncharacterized. The transcript has 3 exons. Lineage: Eukaryota; Metazoa; Arthropoda; Insecta; Hymenoptera; Braconidae. The coding region runs from base 431 to 2944 and encodes 837 amino acids. The record is from RefSeq and is a predicted model, not a curated record.
GACACGGCGAUUCGACGACCGGUCAGUAGCUCCCAGGCAGUUGUAGUGUGCGAAUUGGAUAAAAACGUACUUUUUAUAAAUGAUAGAUUUGUAAAAAAAAAUUAUCAUUUGAUGAUUGUUAUUAUAUUAUUUUUUUAAACUAUCUAAAUAAUUUAUCGAUGUUAUUGAAAUAAAAACAGUGCAAUUUAAUUGUAAAAUUAAAGAAAAAUAUCAGAGAAACAUCAAAUUGUUAUCAGCUGCCGGAUAAUCAUGUAGCCAAAGACUAAUAAGCAGAUCGAUUCAGCGACAUUAAGGACAUGAAAAUCGCGACGCUUGGUCAAAAAAAACUUAGUCAGUGUCUUAUAACAGCCACGCCCCCGAUCACGUUAAUGCCAAUGAGCCAUGAUACCCAGGAUACCAAAGGGCCGACGUGGAAACGCACCGUCGGCGGAUGAAGGACGCUAGUAGAUUAACGCUGAAAUUAACACUUGGUCGAGUUGAUGUGAACGAGCAGGUGAAAGAGACGUUGGAUGGAGCGAUGAGCGCUGCCCCCACUAGGGGCCAAUCGCCCCGACGUCAGAAGCAUCACCACCGUCAUCGACAUCAUCGCCAUCAACGACAUCCAAAUUUGAGGAAUAACAAUAAUCAUCAUCAUCAUCUUCAUCAUGGACACAUGUGCCAUGGCCGGUGUCAACAUUCUUCGCAAGAAUGUCAAGAAACAUUACACGAUAGUUUGAGGAGUAGUAAGAAACGAACUCGCAAUGUAGAUAAUCAAAAAGAAGAAGAGGAAGAGGAAGAGGAAGAACAAAAAUUAACAGAAAAACGUCCAAAAGUAAAUCCAAUUUUUCUCUGGGCGCUUCAACGAGAACAGAAAAUUAUUGAAGUGCGAUGUGAGGAUUAUGAUAAACGAAAUAGAAUAAAAUUAACUAAGACUGCACAUGGUUGGAGAUCUAUUCCAAGGACUUCAUCUAAUAGUUAUAGUGCGUGUUGUUGCAUUGGAUCUAGUUAUCUUCCAACCACUAAAGAUAAUAAAUUAUCACUUUUGUCACCUUCAGUUACUUCUAGCUGUGUUCCUUGCACCAUGUCAUCUAAAACCUUAUCUUCACCUCCUUCUUCAUGUUCCGAGUCUACUUCUUUCUCCUCAAGAUCCUCACUUAGUACUGUUAAGUCUCAGAAAGAUAUAAAUUGUGUUAAAAAAACUCGAAUGAAGAAGAAGAAGAUAAGUAAGAAGAGGACUCGUAGACGAAGAACAAGAUGUCAAGUAUCUGAUGAUGAAAGUGAUGCUACAAGAAGUUCAUGUAGAAAUUCAAGAAUGAGUUAUGAUAUAUUUUGUGAAGAUGAUCAACAUGAGGAUCCCGAUAAUGUACAUUACAAUAGGCCGCAUGAGAAGUUUGAUGAAUAUGAAUUUGAAGAUGAAGAAGAAAAUACAAGGUUUAUAAGUUAUGGAAGGACUUACAGGUUAAUUGACUUAGAAAAGUUAAAAAAAAAUCAGUUACUUCAACCUCGAGUGGUUUUAGAGCCUUUGAACACUGCGAGAUUACAUCUGGCAAGAUUAAACGCAUCUUCAAAGGCUUUGGAUGAUGAAAUAGAGAUGAUUGUUGAAGAUGAAGAAGAAGAAGAUGAAAUAGUUGAAAAUAUUAAAGAUAAUAGAAUAAAUGUGGAAGGAAGUGAGGAGUUCAUAUCAAACCAUGAAAAGAAAAAUGUUGAUACAGAAGACGAAGUUGAAGAAAUUGAAGACAAAGAAGACAUUGAAGAACUUGAUGAAGGAAGUGUAUCAGUUUUUGGAUAUGAAGACAGAGACUUUGUUGAUAUGAUGGAUGAAAGUGAAUUUCAAGAACGUGAAGAUAAUAUUUUAAAUUCCAUGGAAAAACUUCCACCGGUACCUGACCAAACGUUUUAUGAAAUUCCAAAUUCUCAUCAUCGGCCAAAGCCUAAGAAGAAAUCUUAUUUAGAAGAUAACAUCGAAGAAGAAGAAGAUAUUAUGGAUAAUGUUCCAAUAAAAAAUCAAAAGAAACGUGUACCUAGAAGUAUUCUUCAAGUACCCGAUCUAAAACCUAUUAGUGAAUCGUUAGGAAAAAUAUCACCAAGAUCUUCUUCAGUAAAUUCUCAAACGAAUCAAACGUAUUUACGGGUGCUCCCAAGUCCACCAUGUUCUGUAACAUGUUCGGAAGAUGUUUCUCAUUCUGAAAUAGUGAAAAGUUCGAUAAGCCAAUCAACGAGUGAAAUAAAACAUCAACGGAGAGAAGCUCCGGAUUUAAUAGAAGUAAAGCCGACAGAAUGGAGAAGACGAGAAUUAUUAAGACCAGCAAAUCAACUUAGGGAAUUGAUAAAACGAUCAGGAGGAUCUAUUCCAGAUCCUCUUCUUGUACCAAGAGAUCAUUUACCUAUUCUAGCAGCGUCACCAGCAACAGAAAUCCCAAGACUGCUUAUCACAAGACCGGAAUUGCGAUUACCUGAAGCUUUAUCACGUCCAGAAUUUUUAACAGAUCCAGACUUGCUGGUGAUUUCCCUAGCGCAUCUUCAGCAAGUAUUGGAUACAGUCCCUAAAUCUAAGAGUCAUCUAAAAGAAAAAAAUAAGCUAAGUCAUCACAAAAACUCUUCAACAUUGUCAGAGAGAGGUGUAGAGAAAAAUAGAUUGUCUUGUAAGCCAAUAGGAAGCUUGAUGCCGGCUCCAAUGGACUUGUCUCGCCACUCAACAGUUCAUUCAGCUCAAAAUUCUGUUUUGAGGGUACGAAGUGGAUUACUCAGACGUGACACUGAAGUUACCUCAACAGCUAGACUUCCUGGUGAUGAUUUGAGACUUUGGCAUCCCCUAUUUAAUUGCAGACAAAAAGAUCAGGAAUAUUUGAAUUUAAAACUUCCUCUUCAGCCGCAGGACAAGUUACAACAACCGGAAAACUAUCAACAACAACAAGACUCCAGCCAGCAGCGUGUUUCCUGGCACCGAACCACGUUAGCAUCCUGACAAUCAAUAAAUUUUCAAAACGUUGAUGAACUCAAUGAAGCGAAGAAACAGAGUCCAUCUCAAGGGCAGUAGCAAAAAUGCAAAAAAAAUAGUGCAAUAGUAAAGGUGUGUGCAAUGAAAUAAAUAAAAAAAAUAGUAAAUAAGAGCAAGAGAGAAAAAAAAAGUGAGAAAGGAAUUACUUUUGUUUUUAUAGUAUCAUUACAUUGCUUCUGUUAUAUUUUUAAACUCCCUCGGCAUUGGAUAUGAAAAAUUGUAAAAUGCGUUUAAUAAGACAAUUAUAUUCUUGAAUUGAUAUCAGCAAUUUUGAAGUGUAUCAAUUGCAGUGCAUCAAUUUACCGUGAUGAAAGGAGAGAAGAGUAAAGAAAAAGAAUUAGAGAUACGGUAUGAAAGAAAUAAUUGUGAAUGCCGCAAACAAAUUUUUUAACUAUUUGAUAGGUUUUAUUUCUCCUGUCAUGUCGUGAAGUUGUGGUACCAAAUGCAUUUUAGUAUAGCUUUUAAUUGUAUAAAAAUAAUGAAAUAAUUAAUUAAUCAGUUAAUAAAUGAUUAAACUAUUACAUGAGAAAUUAACUUAAUCUAGACAUUUAUGGGAUAGAUGAUAUGAUGAUGGUUUGAAAAAUCCUUUGUGAUAGUGUGAUAGAAAUUAUUCCCAGAAAUAUAUUUUUGUUGAUGAUUUAAUUUUUAUUUUUAAUAAUAAAAAAAGUUAAAAUUUUUUCUAUUUUGUUAGAAUGUACGAAACAAAACAAAUUUAGUCCAACAAAUAAUUAUUUUUUGCUUUUAUUUAGGCUCUAUAUUUAAAGUUACUGUUAUUAAGUUAAUUGGCAGUUGAUUUUUCUAUUAAGAAAAGUAUUUGAGUUAUCAGAUAAUCUUGGUUCAAAAUUUAAUUGUAAAUUAAAAUAAAUACUGUUUUAAAGUUGAUUAAGUGAAUUUGAUAGCUCAAAUAUUCAUAAAAAUAUUUGAUAAUAUCCAUACCAAACAGUCAUGGAAUAUAUUAUUUCACAUUAUGUUUACUUGAUUUAUUCAGCACUUUUUUAUUAUGUUAUUCACUAUAAUUAAUAAAAAUUUUACUUGAAUGUACCAACCAAUUUAAUGGCCCAGGUGCUAAUCUAUAUUUUUAAACAUUUUUUGUAGCAAAAAAAAUUUAUAAUACUUGUCUAUGUGCAAUAUGGUAGUAAAUAAUGAUAAAUAGUUAAUUAUCAUUUUAAUAAUAAAAUAAUAGUAAUGAUAAUAAAAAUAAUAGUAAUUAUAAUAAUUAUGAUAUUAAUAUUUAUAAUAACACAAAAAUCGGAUUUCAAUAGAAAGAAAAGCUAAACUGUAGAUAAAUUAACUUUUGGCUAGAUGAUAAAUGUUUUAUACUUGUAUUCAGAUUUGCGCAUCAGUAUGAGAAAUAAUACAUAAACGAAUUACUGUCGCAAACUAAGAUUUAUACUUUAUCUCGUAUUGUAAAAAAAAACAUCUCUAAUAGAAAAUAAUAACUUCAACGAGGGACCGUAAUUCUUCAUGUCAAUUUCUUUAAUCUGCAUAAGCCACUCAAUAUAAUCUUAAUAAUUUGAAAUGAUGUAAAAAAAAUUUUUGAGAUGUAAGAAUGGUGAUAAAAAAAUCAUUUUUCUAAAACCAUAAUUUUACGAAAGAAAAACUUAUGAUACUUGUUGAAUAUUUGCAAACCCGUAUUGUAUGUAUGUAUAAUGUGUAUUAAACUUUCACAAUUAUUAU